Molecule: messenger RNA, 1407 nt
Organism: Parascedosporium putredinis
Lineage: Eukaryota; Fungi; Ascomycota; Sordariomycetes; Microascales; Microascaceae
Source: the annotation of a GenBank genome assembly
AUGGCGGUAAAAACAACGGCCACGCGCUACAACUUCAUCCUCGCCUUCUUUGUAGCUCUGGGGUCCUUCACCUACGGCUACAACUCCUCCGUAACCGCCUCAGUCAUUGGCCUACCCAGCUUCUUCUCUUACUUUGACAUCGACAUCUCCUCGACCAAAGGCAGCUCUUUGGCCGGGGCCAUCAAUGGCAUAUACUCUGCCGGCGGGGCGGUCGGGUGUUGGCUGUUGUCUUACUUGGCCGACACCUUUGGCAGACGGCGCGCGAUCCAGGCCAUUUGCGUGAUAUGCAUUGUCUCUGCUGCGCUUCAGGCUGGCUCCGUCCACAUUGCCAUGUUCCUCGUGGGUCGGUUCAUCAACGGGAUUGGCGUGGGUAUGAUGAAUGCCAUUGUACCCAUGUACCAGUCCGAGAGCGCCCCGGCGAGUCAGCGAGGCCGUCUGAGCUGUGGCGGGUGGACCGCCCGUGAAAGAGACGAGGAAGCCAUUGCCAUCCUUAAGAGUCUACACAGCUCCACGGAUUCGUCGCAUGGAAAUGAUUCCCCCACCGAGUACCAACAAAUCAAGAGCCAACUACAGCUUGAAGCAAGCGAAGGCGCCCAGAACCUAAUUCAAGUCCUUUUCAAUCCGCGGUGGAGGCGCCGCAUGCUCACGGGAUUCCUGGUACAAUUCCUCAUGCAAAGCACCGGAAUUCUGGUCAUCUUUAAUUACCAGAUUCUGAUGUACAACAGUCUUGGAUUGACAGGCUCCCUACCUCUGCUGCUCCUGGCCAUAUAUAACGCCAUUGCCGCUUUCAUGAACUGGGUCAACUCUCUCAUUCUCGACCGAUUGGGCCGCAUUCGGAUCAUUACCAUCGGGCUGGCUGGCUGCGUCAUCAUCAUGUCCUGCUACACCGCCAUGGCCGCCACGUACAUUGGAACAGACAACCGUGUGGGCAACGCGAUGGGCGUUUUCUUCAUCUUUGCCUUCAUGAUGCCGUACGCCGGUUGUUUAGAUGCUAGCAGUUACGUCUAUUGCGCUGAGAUCUUUCCCACUGCAAUUCGCGCUCACGGCAUGGGCUUUUCAGUCAGCGGCCUCUUCAUCUCCAACAUCAUCUAUACCCAAGCGGCCCCAACCGCGUUCAACAACAUCCAGUGGAAGUACUUCCUUGUCUUCAUAAUUGUCCCGUUCGUGGGAUUGUUCUUCUUCCGCAAGUACUGCCCGGAAACGAAGAAUCUUUCCAUCGAAGAGAUUGCUGGUCUCUUUGGCGAUAGGGUCAUUGAGGCGCCAGAUACCGAAAAGAUGAAUCCGAGAGGAUGGGAACUUCGGAAAAUGUUGAGAAGGCACAUGCAGCUCUUCAAACGGCAUCACUUUAUCAUCGGCCAAUACCGCAUGAAUGAGCGGACUCGUGUUGGCGGUGAUGCAGGGAAAUAA